Messenger RNA from Rhineura floridana, 5803 nucleotides. Its product is annotated as arf-GAP with SH3 domain, ANK repeat and PH domain-containing protein 2-like. The coding region runs from base 30 to 3044 and encodes 1004 amino acids. Gene Ontology annotation, biological process: positive regulation of GTPase activity. Gene Ontology annotation, molecular function: GTPase activator activity; protein binding. Gene Ontology annotation, cellular component: cytoplasm. Lineage: Eukaryota; Metazoa; Chordata; Lepidosauria; Squamata; Rhineuridae. The record is from RefSeq and is a predicted model, not a curated record. The transcript is spliced from 29 exons.
UCUGUAAAACGCGGGGUUUAGGCAGCAGGAUGCCUGAGGUAAUCUCUGUCCAGGACUUCAUCUCCCAGACCCAAGAGGAUCUGAACUCUCCAACCACCUCCUCCUUCACCAGCCACAUGGGCAAAUGCAGGAGCACUGUUUGCAGCCUAGAGGAGGCUUUGGAUUCAGAUCGAACUGUUCUGCAAAAAAUGAGGAAAGCAGUGAAAGCAGAGCACACAGCUGGACAAGAUCUCAUUAGCCAUUUAGAAACUCGUAUUGUUGCCCAGGAGAGGUUUUCAGGGAACUGUCUCAGAAACAAUGAUGAAAAGUUGGCUGAAGCCUUUAUCACCUCUGCUUCAUUCUCACGGGAGCUGCUGGAUGCUGUCAAGAGCCUGUUGCUGAGCCUGUAUCACAACAUUCACUUUUCCCUGGACUCGCUAGUCAAGGGAGACUUUAAAGGGGACUUUAAAAAGCCUUUUGAGAAAGCCUGCAAAGAUUAUGACAGCAAACUUGCAAAGAUAGAGAAAGAAAAACGGGAACUGGCAAAACAGUAUGGGAUGGUGCGAACGGAGGUUGCGGGAGGGGAGAUUGCCGAGGAGGUGGAGAAGGAACGAAGGAUGUUCCAAUUACACAUGUGUGAGUAUCUAAUUAAACUGAAUGAGAUCAAAACCAAGAAAGGAGUUGACUUGCUGCAGAACAACAUCAAUCACUGCAACUCCCAGUUCAAUUUUUUCCAGGCAUGUUUAAAGGCAACAGAAAAGCACAAACAGUUUAUAGAGAAUCUUACUCCUGAGCUUCAGAGUAUUAAAGCAAAGCAGGAGGAGGAGAAGAAGCAGCUGUGCUCCCUUCGUGAUCAGCUGAAAGCAGCGCUGCAGCUGGAACCAAAAGAGGAUUCUGUUAGCAAGCCACUGAGGUACAGCAUGCACCAGUUGCAGGGAAAUAAGCGAUAUGGCACAGAGAGAUCUGGAAGCCUCUUUAAGAAAAGUGAUGGCUUAAGAAAGGUCUGGCAGAAGAGGAAGUGCACAGUCAAGAAUGGCUACCUGACCAUCUCACACAGCACGCUAAAUCGCCCUCCGGUCAAGCUGAAUUUGCUUACUUGCCAAGUGAAGCUAAAUGUGGAUGACAAGAAGUGCUUUGAUCUUAUUUCACAUAAUAGGACAUACCACUUUCUGGCAGAGGAUGAGCAGGAGUGUACCAUAUGGGUCUCUGUCCUCAGCAAUAGUAAAGAAGAGGCCCUGAACGUGGCAUUCAAACAAGCACAAGGCAGGGAGGGGUGCAGCAUGGCGGACCUGACUGGAACUAUCAUCGAGGAGAUAAAGCAUAUGCCAGGAAACAGCAUGUGCUGUGACUGCUCAGCAUCAGACCCAGCUUGGCUCUCCAUUAAUUUGGGAAUCCUGAUCUGCAUUGAAUGCUCCGGCAUUCACCGAGAGAUGGGUGUUCAUCACUCCCGUAUCCAGUCACUAGCCUUGGACAAGCUGGCAACCUCAGAGCUUCUGUUGGCUAAAAAUAUUGGAAACUCACAAUUUAAUGACAUUGUUGAAGCCAAUCUGCCCAGCGCAUCACUGAAGCCUUCCACGGACAGUGCAAUGACUUUUCGGAAGGAUUUCAUCAUUUCCAAGUAUGUUGAUAGGAAAUAUGUUGCUCAGAGAACAUGGGGGAGCCCAGCUGCCAGGCUCAAGGACCUGCAGGAUGCUGUCAAAGAGAAGGAUAUAUUUAUCUUGCUUCAGGCAUAUGCUGACAAGUUGGAUUUAAGUGAGCCCCUUCUGGAGUAUAGGCAGGAGCCAGGAGAGACACUUCUGCAUCUGGCAGUUCUAGUAUGUGACCGAACAUCUUUACAUAUUGUAGAUUUUUUGGUGCAGAAUAGUGGGAACCUGGUGAGGCAGACCUCCAAGGGAAACACCCCGCUUCACUACUGCAGCCUUUACAAUAAACCUGAAUGCAUAAAACUCCUUCUGCGAGCCAGAGCCAACAUUGCAAUCACUAAUGAAGCUGGAGAGACAGCCCUUGAUAUUGCUAGGCAGAUGAAUCAUGACAUGUGUGACAAUCUGCUUUUGCGGGCUCAAAAUGAUCAGUUCAACAUGCGUGCUCAUGUUGAAUAUGAGUGGCGACUAGGCCAAGCGGAUAUGUUUGAAAGUGAUGAUGAUCUGGAUGAGAAGCUUAGUCCUGUAAAAAAAGAUCGCUUUCAUCGUCCUCAAAGCUGCUACAAUCUGCCUGGAGCAGCCUCUCAGUCAUGGAGAAAUCCAGCUGACUAUUCAAAGGGAGCUAGUCCAGUAUUCCAAGAGAAACACCAUGAUGUAUAUGCUGUACCACAUGCUUCUGCCCCUAGAUCUGCUGUGACAACAUCCUCCCCUGCCACUGCUUGUACAGGCCCACCGCUACCACCACGCAACAUACCAAAAGCUCCCAGCUUCCCUCCUCCACUGCCCCCAUCCAGCUGGUCAGUCUUUCCUGCAGACACAGCACCUAAGAAGAUCUUGCCUCCACCUCUGACAAUUCGACAUAAGCGAACCUCCUCAGAGCCUUCACCCAGCACACCACUGAACCAUACUAGCCCAGCUGAAGACUCUAGAUCUUUCUCACUUCCACGACGCUGCUCUCCAGAAGAAGCCUCUCCUAGGAGUUUGAGUUCUGAGUCUUCUGAACUCCCUGAAGUGGCAAAUUCCUGGCAGCAAGCUGGCGUGCAAGAAGUGCACUGUGAACCAAGUCAACAUGCAAGAAAGAAUCACUGGGCUUCUUCCCAUUCACUUGAAUUAUCUGAUGAUGUCCCACCACCACUUCCAAGAAGGGGGAGUUCAAGACACUCCAGUCUGCAUCGAGUCAGAGCCUGUUAUGACUGUCAAGCUGACCAUGAAGAUGAGCUAACCUUCCAGAUGGGAGAGAUAAUCGUAGUAGAAGGACAGGAGGAUUCCAAUUGGACUGGCUCCAGGUUUGAUGGAUCCCUCAGCAAAGUUCCCUGUGGUGGAAGCCCUUCUCUUGUGGCAGGAUUGAAGGGCAGCCUCACAGGAAAGGUGUAUUCCCAGCAUCGUUUGUUUCUAAAUUGCAUGAAUAGAAGAAUGGAUGGAUGAAAGGACAUAUGUGCAAUCUACUGAACAUAUCAUCUUCUCUGCUUUAAGAAGGAGCUCUAAAGAAAGCAUACCCAAGACUUUCAUAGCAUACCUCUCACAUUUAGUAAUCUUCAGUCAACAGUCUGUAGGAUGUCAUACUGGACUAGGAAUCAGGCUCAUUAACACAGAAAUGUUAUCACAGUGUGCAAUCCACAUCCCAUUCAGGUCACUGGUAAAAUGUCAAUUGAUUUGAAUAGAACAGAAUUGUAUCUAAACUGUAAUAUCUGACAAACUCACUGGCCUCUUCCAUGCACAUUCAGAGUGGCACAGGAGCCAUUUCUCAGUGGUGCAAUCCCUCAUUGCUAUGGUAUCUGUAUGAAUACCUGAUGUCCAUGGGUGAAAUCAGUUGUAUGUGUCUUUCCACCUAGAUCGUUGCCCAACCUCACAGCAAAGUGACAGUGGGGGGGGGGAAAGACCCUCUUGAUUGGACCUAUCUAUAUGGUUGCUUCAUUCAUGCACCCUCUGAUAGGGAGUGUACUAGGAAAACAGCUGCCACACUGUGCACAUGUGAAUGGGGUCAAUAUGAUCUAGAUAUUCAGUAUGGAAACCUCCACGUCUUCACUGUUGCUCCCUUUCACUGCCCAGAAAAAUAAGCUGAAGUGCCCCAUGUAUCUUCAACAAUAUGCAGCUUCUUUUGUAACUUAUGUGGUGCUCUUAUUAUUAUAAUAAUAUUAUAAUAAUAAUAUAAUUAUUAUAAUAAUAUGGAGCUCCCUGUGUAAUAUAGAAUCAUAGAAAGGGUUAAAAGGCUAUAAAGCACAACUUCCUGUUCUAGCCCUCAGCCAUCCAAAUAUAAACCAGCAGAAGUUAGAAGGAACAAAGCAAAGUACACCAUAAGAAGAUAUCUGCUGAGCCUAUAGCUCCUGAUGACAGAAACAAAUGGGGCAAGAUAAUAAUAGCUCCACUUCGUUCCAUUCCUCACAGUAUUCAUAAACAGUCUGAAUAUGAGAAACAUUAUUUCUGAAUUCCAGUUUAGCAACAAACCAGUCCAGCAAAACCCAUCAACUAAGUCUCCAUUCCCAUGUCUACCCCGUGUAGCAACCUAGUUCUAGUUACUCAAUUUCUUGUUUCCCAAAAGGAGCACUACCUUUUUUCGAAAAAGAAAACCCCCACAAAAUAUGUUUUAGUAUUUGCAAAUGUAUCCCAUUCUGCCAAGUUUUCUGCCAAUAAGAUAUUGUUUGUUAUAAAGAUGCUGUUCUCAAACAUCACAGGUGCAAUAAGUAGAAGUUGUCUUCUCAGUUUAUAAUACUUUUCUACCACUUCUAAUAUAUUUGAAUUAAAAAGUAAAACACAGUGGAUAGUGCACCUGUGGCCCUUCAAAUGCUGUUGGAUUGCCACUCCCGGCAUCCCUGACCAUGCUGUCUGUGGCUGAUGGGAGUUAGAAGUCCAAUAACAUCCAGAGGGCCACAGAUCCCCCAUCCUUGGAAUGCUUUCCAAGCCUUGUCUCCCCAGUCUAAGCAGGAGAGUUUUUUUAUAUUUAUAUCAGUGAUUUCAGGAACAGAUAAUCCUUCUACUUGCUCUGAUUUUAUCUGUAUUGAAUGUGAUGAGCAUUAAACACAUUUUUGCAAAUAAGUUCUUAACAUUGUUAUAAUGUUAUAAUGGUAUUCAUAUUUACCUAGAGUUACUAGGACUGCCCCACCUGACAUACCCAAGAAUUGCAGUUGCCAUCUUUGCAGUUGCAUUGCAUUGAUAUUUCAUAAUCAUUGCAAUUGCCUACAUCCUUAGAGCUCUUUCCUGUCUCUGUCUUUUCAAAUGAUAUGAUUCCAUCUGAUAAAAAAAGUUGUAGUCCAAAACUGCAUACUAUUUAAUUCUGUCUCAUGUCUCUUAUUCCAGGUCAUCCUGGAAAAAUAGCCUUUCUUUGUAUUAGCAGAGCCCUCCUAAAGCUAGUAUCAUCUUUUAUGUCAGUUUAAGAGAAUACUAUUUUAUUUCUUUAUAUCUAUAUCUAUAUCCAUAUCUUUAUAUCUAUAUAUAUGAAUGUAUGUUUUAUCCCCCCCCCCAAAAAUAUUCUUUUUAAGUUCCAUACUGUUUAGCCCUUGGGUUAUUCAAGGGUUGAUUACCACUUUUCCCGUGUUACUUCUGAGUGGAGGAUUUUGAGGGAAGUUUAAACCUGUUUUGUGUAUUAAAUAGGAAAAGGAUAACAUAUAUGUUACAUAACUUCUCUGUCUGUAGUACCUAGAUAUUUCUACCUGCCUAGAUAUACAUAUAUGCUAGGUGGGUAUUACCUUAAAUGAGAUGUUAGCAUGAAUGGUGGCUAGCCUACUUCCUGUUUCUCUGUGUUGUUAUAAGUCACACCACUGCAGUUGCUUACCUUCUUCAAAGUUGCUAAGUCUGAAAUGUUUCAGCAUCUAAAAGCUUCUAAUGUAUAGCUCUCCUUUCUUGUUGUAAAGAAAAGCUAAAUGUUGAAAUAUCAUGGUAUAAGCUGUGAGCACACUCAUCGCCUACAGCAAAGUGUUUCCAUGAGCCACACCUGGAGGGGGAAACCAGUCAGUGUAGAAUGACGAUGCUGAGCUACAUGGACCAAGAAUCUGACUUGGUAGAAAGCAGCUUCCUAACCAGAACACUCUCUAAAAGUACCUGAAGACGGAGAAACUCCAAGGCAGGACUCUCUGAAAUAUUCCCAGAAUAUUAUGUGUAUUCCCCAAGAAUGAGAGAGAACCUCACCACAGGAACUGGCAUACAUUAGAGAUGUCUACCUACCAACAUCUUCCUUCAGAUGUGGCACA